Molecule: messenger RNA, 477 nt
Organism: Torulaspora delbrueckii
Lineage: Eukaryota; Fungi; Ascomycota; Saccharomycetes; Saccharomycetales; Saccharomycetaceae
Gene: FMC1
Product: Fmc1p
Exons: 1
Coding region: 1-477 (158 amino acids)
Biological process (GO): mitochondrial proton-transporting ATP synthase complex assembly
Cellular component (GO): mitochondrial matrix
Source: RefSeq, a predicted model, not a curated record
AUGAAGCAGGCUGCUAGAGCAUAUCGUGAUGUUAUUAGAGCGAUGGUACGGGGCGACCGUAGGUCGCGGAUCGCUCAACGUGCAGAAGAGACUCGGAAACAGAUCGCCAUGCUUACUUAUAAGCGUAUGAACAUUGUAAGACAACAGAAUGAGACUAAAGAUGCUAUGUUGAAUGCUAGUUUAUUUAAAGAUUUGCAAUUACUGAACAGACAGGUGGAAACGCUUAAACGCGAUAGAGCGGAGAACGAUAAGAGCCUGCUCUUUGUUCGAGACACCGCGCUUAUUCGCGAUAGCUUGUUGCAGGAAAGAGGUGACAACGAAAGGCUGGUUCAACAUCUGCACGAUAUCGGUUCUUUCCUGACAAACCAAAGGGAGUACGACGAACUGAUCGAGCGUUAUAAUGGUAGUUCGAAACUGUCGCAAGAGGAAACCGUUAGGAGGACGGCUGGUAAAGUGGGGUUGCAUGUGCCAUUUUAA